Molecule: messenger RNA, 2506 nt
Organism: Mangifera indica (mango)
Lineage: Eukaryota; Viridiplantae; Streptophyta; Magnoliopsida; Sapindales; Anacardiaceae
Product: receptor-like protein 4
Exons: 9
Coding region: 160-2067 (635 amino acids)
Molecular function (GO): protein binding
Source: RefSeq, a predicted model, not a curated record
UUUCUAAUUUAGUUGACUUUAACUACUGAGCUUAACUAAGCAAUCUCUACUUACAUCGCAUUCCCCCAUCUUCCCCUUUCAAUCUCGCCCGCUAAUCUCCCUUCCCUUUCAAUCUUCUGCCACUUUAUCUUUCCAAAUUUCUCCUUGUUUCUCUAUUUUAUGUCCAAACACUCACUCUCCUCUUUCAUCUCACCAUCCAUGUCUCUCUUCUUUCCUCUGUUUCUCUUUCUUUCAAUUUCUUCUACUUCUUCCUUUCCUUUUGAUACCAGCUUCCACAUUGAUUGCGGUAGCGCAACCGCCACUGUCGAUCCUUUCAACACUACAUGGAUUGCCGAUAGCUACUACACCGGUGGGGCCACUGCUAUUGUCUCCGAGCCGUUACACUUCCGUUUCCCUCAAGAGAAGACUCUCCGUUUCUUUCCCCUCUCCUCCGGCAAGAAGAACUGCUACAUAAUUCCCAAUUUGCCUGCUGGUCGAUACUACAUCCGUACGUUUACUGUUUACGAUAAUUAUGAUGGGAAAUCUCACUCUCCCAGCUUCGACGCGUCUGUGGAGGGCACUUUAGUCUUUUCUUGGCGGUCCCCUUGGCCCGAGGAUUUGGCUCGUGAUGGAGCUUACUCCGAUCUCUUCGCCUUCGUCAAAGACGGUGAACUUGAUUUCUGUUUUUACAGUUUUGCUACUGACCCUCCCGUCAUUGGCUCACUUGAAAUUCAACAAAUCGAUCCGUCGUCUUACGGCGCCACUGACAUCGGUAGCGACCACAUUUUAGUCAACUACGGUCGAUUGUCCAGCGGGUCAAACCAGUGGGGGCCGGGGUUCAGUGACGAUACGGAUGAUUUCGGACGCUCCUGGCAAUCUGACACCGUAUUCCUAUCACAAAAUACAAAAAAGUCAGUCAAGUCUGUGUCUACAAGAGAAAAAAUUGCUAACACUGAUCAACCACCGAAUUACUUCCCCAUGAAACUGUAUCAAACAGCAAUCAUAUCGAGCAAAGCUAUUGAAUACGAAUUGACGGUGGAUGCGAAACUUGAUUAUUUGCUUUGGUUUCAUUUCGCGGAGAUUGAUUCGAGCGUUACUAAGGUGGGGCAGCGAGUGUUUGAUGUGGUGGUGAAUGACAAGAAUGUGAGUCGAGUUGAUAUAGUGAAGCAAGUGGGUACCUUCGCUGCUUAUAGUAUGUAUUACGUGGCAAAGAACUUGAGCAGUACUGGACUGAAUGUGAAGCUGGUGCCUGUUGCUGGUGCGGUGCUCAUCUGUGGGCUUGAGAAUUACGCGAUAGUACCCGCUGAUCUCUCGACCAUGCCUGAGCAAGUGGUCGCGAUGAGAGCAUUGAAAGAGUCACUUCGUGUUCCUGACAGAAUGGGUUGGAAUGGUGAUCCUUGUGCUCCCACAAAUUGGGAUGCUUGGGAGGGAAUUACAUGUGGACCAAACAAGGCUGGAACUGCACUUGUCAUAUCACAAAUAGAUCUUGGAAGUCAAGGCUUGAAAGGGACUAUUAGUGACAAGAUAAGUCUCUUGUCAAACCUGGUAACCCUGAACUUGAGCUCUAAUUCUUUGGGGGGUGCUUUACCAGCGGAGUUGGGUCAACAAUCUCUUACACGACUGGAUCUGUCAAAUAAUCUGUUCACAGGAUCUAUACCAAGUAGUCUAACUUCUUCAAAGCUGCAGCUUGUGCUAUUGAAUAAUAACUUGCUGGAAGGGCAGGUUCCAGAGGAACUUUACUCAAUUGGCGUGCAUGGUGGAGAAAUUGACCUCUCUGGUAACAAAGGUUUGUGUGGAGUACCUUCUUUGCCGUCAUGCCCUUUUUUUUGGGAAAACGGUGGCAUAUCUAAAGGCGGUAAAGUAGCAAUAGGGCUAUCGUGCCUUGUAAUUCUUUGUGUGCUUCUGUUGAUCAUAUACAUAUGCUGCAUCAGGCGGGCUAGCAAUGAUUAUGACUUUGGUCUACCACAAGAUUUGAUGUCACUUGCAGCAAAGAGAAACAGAUAUCAAAGGCAGAAAUCAUUGAUGCUUCUUGAAAUGGAAAGCCAACAUGCAAAAGGACCGUCAUCACUUCCACUAAAUCCACACUAAGAUCUGGUCAAAAAAGAAGUACAGUCUUGAUGUUGAUAGUGUGUCACUCACCAACAGAACACAGAGAAGAGAUGCUGAAUAUGAUUGAUUUGAACUAACUACUAAAUGCUCAGGUGAUGUGUAUUGCUGCUUUCCAAACAAGGUAUUCAUCAAUUUGGCUUCGUUCAAUGAUUUCAACCAAAAUGGGGUCGUCGUCUUUUGAGAGUCACAAAAUCUGAAAAAUACAAUGCAUCUCACUUUUUAUCCUUAUCAAGAAAACCAUUAGCCCUCAUAUGUAUCAUUACCACUUUGCGGCAUUUUUGAUGAAUUAUAUAUAUACAUGUUGUAAAUUCAUUCUUCAGUGCAUCUAAAUGCCACCACAUAUUUAUUCCAACUGGACCCACCUUCAUAAUUUCUCCAUGAUUAACUUCAUGUCACUCUUUUUCCAUAUUGUCUCCUA